Molecule: messenger RNA, 647 nt
Organism: Rhodofomes roseus
Lineage: Eukaryota; Fungi; Basidiomycota; Agaricomycetes; Polyporales; Fomitopsidaceae
Exons: 2
Coding region: 97-450 (117 amino acids)
Source: RefSeq, a predicted model, not a curated record
UCACGCCUGUCACGCACUUCAUUAAAUAUCCCCGUCACGCCCGCCCAAGAUCCCCAGACGCGCUCACCGGCAGUCUGCUUCACUUCCAAGUCGCCCAUGGCCCAGCCAAAGACAGACGUCGCGCAGGCGAAUGGCGCACCAGCCAGUCAGCCUCGAAAUACGCUCGACGCCGACCUAGCACUCCUCCAGUCCCUUCUCGCUCAGGGCCAGAAUGACGAGUCCGAGGCUGACGUCGCGGAGAUCCUGAGGCGGCUCGAAACCGCGGACGGCAUCGCUACAGGGCUGGAGAGCCGCUUGGACGACAUCAUGGGCAACAUCAAUACUAUGCUCGGAGUCCUGGAGCCACAAGGACGGGUCGUUGAGCACGAGUCGGUGAUGGUGGAAGAGGAGCGUAUAGUCGCGAUCGCAGCGACGGGGCAGGGCGAGCAGGAGCAGGCUAAGCAGAAUUGAGCGUCCAAGGAGAGCAUUCGAGGAUGCGCCAUUCAGCGAAGAGCAUGUCCUGUACUUCUACGUCGGCCACGUCCUAGAGGAUACCUCUUGAUCAGUCGAUGGCUGCAACCAUGGCUGAGAGUCGCGCGAUGGCGCACCAUGGAUUUGGUGUCUAGAGCGCGAUGCCUCGGGGAAAGGCACCAUCAUGAGCAUGGCCG